AUUUCUCAAAAUAAUUUGUUCCCUUCAAGUGAAACGUGCUUAAUAUAAUAUGUGAAGUUUGUUAAUUGCCUCUGACUCAAGCAAACAUGGCUUUAAAUCUAGAAAGCUGCGAUAGUUUGCCUCCUGACGAGGAACCCAAACUAAAGUACGAUCGAAUGGGAAAUGAUGUUCAAAACAUAUUGUUGAAAGACGCAGUGAACUGUAUUUGCGUGCACCCAAAGUUCAUAUGUCUGGGGACACAGUGGGGAGUGAUACACUUGCUGGACCACGAGGGUAAUACAGUGCCAAUUUCGCAAAGCGGAGAGCGGGAGCUGCAGGCGCACGCAAUAGCCGUGAACAGGAUAUCAGUGGAUCUAAAUGGCGACUACAUCGCCAGCUGCUCAGACGACGGCAAGGUGUUGGUUUACGGCCUCUAUUCGAACGACAACACUCACAACUUGUCUCUCGGGAGGGUGGUGAAAUCCAUCGCACUAGAUCCUUAUUAUUUUAAGUCGGGCUCGGGCAGGAGGUUUCUUACAGGUGACAACAAGUUAACACUUUAUGAAAAGACAUUCCUCAAUCGCCUGCGAAGUACUGUGCUAUGUGAGUGUGAAGGCUAUGUCCAAGCAAUGGCCUGGCAUGAGCGCUUUGUGGCAUGGGCCAGUGAAGUGGGUGUACGGGUGUAUGAUCUCUCUGCACGCUGCUCACUCGGCCUCAUCCAGUGGGAAAAAAGUCCCAACAGGUCCAUCGAGGAUUAUCGCUGUAACUUGCUAUGGUCUGCUCCAAAAACACUCAUGAUUGGCUGGGUGGAUACAAUCCGAAUUUGCAUUAUCAGGAAAAGGAGCCAAGUGGAGUUGCAAACACGAGAUGUAACAGAGUUUCUGGUUGACCCUAUAUACACUUUUCAAACAGAUUACUACAUUAGUGGUCUUGGUCCACUGGACAACCAGCUAGUAUUAUUAGGUGUUCCUAAAGAAAGAGACCCCGAAACACACAAAGCUCAACGGCCAGUGCUGACUGUGUCUGACUACAAGGAUUGUGAGUUUUGUGAAGUGUCUACAGACACACUCAAUAUCAGAGGUUACGAAGAAUACUCUUGUAAUGACUACUACUUAGACAUGCUCAUAGAAGAAAACAGAUUCUUUAUAGUCUCACCUAAAGAUAUAGUUGUGGCUAGCCCAUACGACAUUGAUGAUAGAGUGCACUGGCUCACUGAGCAUGGUAGGUAUGAAAAAGCAAUCACUGUGCUAGAGGAAGCUGGGGGCAAGACUGCAAAACACUCUGUAGUGGCUGUUGGUGAGCAAUACUUAGACCAUUUGUUGUCUGAGCAUAUGUACAAUGAGGCUGCCAUUCUCUGUGCCAGAGUGUGCAAGACUGACAAAACUCUAUGGGAGUCCCAAAUAAACAAAUUUGCAAGUGUUAAUCAACUCAGAGCAAUUAGCCAAUACGUGCCCAAGACUCCAGAGCAAGCCCUUAGCCCACAUGUAUAUGAGUUAAUUAUUUAUGAAUAUCUGAAAGUAGACCCACAAGGAUUUUUAAAAUUAAUUCAGGAUUGGAACCCUGCAUUAUACAAAACUGGUGUUAUAGUUAAGGAAGUUCUGGAGCACCUACUAACCACUGAAGUAGACAAGAGCAUCUAUCUCGAAGCAUUGGCAUUACUUUACUGUUAUCAGAAAAAAUAUGACAAAGCAUUGAAUGCAUAUUUGAAGCUGCAGCACAAAGAUGUAUUCAAGUUAAUCACUAAACACAACAUGUAUGAAGUCAUACAUGAUAAGAUACUAGAACUGAUGAUGCUUGAUUGUGACAAGGCAAUUAGUGUACUGCUUGAUAAAACCAAAGUCUCUAUUGAAGUUGUAGAGAAGCAGCUGGAAAAUCACGACAUGUUCAUGUUUAAAUAUCUUGAUGCAUACAGUAAGAUAGAACCAAAUGGAAAGUGUCAUGGGAAGCUUGUAAGACUCUAUGCCAAAUAUGCUAGAGAAAAAUUACUGCCAUUCUUAAAGUGCAGCGAUAACUAUCCCAUACAGGAGGCACUGGAUGUAUGCCAGAACAAUGAGUUCUACCCAGAAAUGGUAUUCCUUCUUGGACGUAUUGGAAACACAAGAGAAGCUUUGCAGAUAAUAAUAGAAAAACUAAAUGACAUAAACCAAGCCAUAAAUUUCUGCCAAGAACACAAUGACAAGGAACUUUGGACAGACUUGAUAAAACAGACAGUUGACAAGCCUGAGUAUGUAACGUUGCUGCUAAAAAGAAUUGGCAACUAUGUUGACCCGAGAAUGCUGAUACAGAACAUAAAGCCAGGCUGUGAAAUAAAAGACUUAAAGGAAUCUUUGGCUAAAAUGAUGUGUGAUUACCAUUUACAGUUGUCAGUUCAAGAGGCGUGCAAGGCAAUCACGCUGAAAAACUAUUUUGAAUUACAUAAAAAGUUAAUUAUUGGUCAGCAAAAAGGCAUCUCAGUCACAGAUGAUUUCUUGUGCUGUGUCUGCCAGAGGCGAAUUAUAAUUAGGGACUUGUCCAAUGCUUCCGACUUGAUAGUAUACAACUGCAGGCAUUCAUUCCACAUUGAGUGCCUGCCGGAGGGUGUGCACUGCACUAACUGCACCAUAUGCAGUGCAGUUAAGAUAUGACACUUGGGUCUCAAUUCAAUAUUUAGGUAGAUGCAUAUAAAAUAUUUUUUCAUUUGGAUAAACGUUGUUAUCAAAUUAACGUAAAUAUGUUAUCAAAUAUUCAUGGAUCACAUCAUUAAUAUUGUUAUGGUGCUUUAUAUAAUGAAGUCGCUUUAGUUUAUACAAUUUUCCUUGUAAUUAUAAUUCAUGCCUAUAAAUCACAUUGCCUAACACUGAUUUCCCCAUUUUUUUUAUUUUAUCUGUUUUUAUGCACACUGUGCAAUUUGCUUGUUUCAAAGUAAUGUGAGAGCGAGAAUUUACAUUGACGGUGACUGUGCAAAUGGCAUGUAAAUAUGUAUUUUUAUUAAAAAAGUGUAACCAUCAUUCUGACACGUCAUGACUUAAUAUUUAUACAAGUAUGAGUAAUAAUGAUAAUAAUGACUUUUUUACUUAGAGCAUUACAACACAGGUUAUAUCGGGAUCUAACCUAUGUUGAAUCUAGAAUAUUCUACGACCUU
Hyposmocoma kahamanoa is the source of this 3100-nucleotide messenger RNA. It is a transcript of the gene lt, whose product is annotated as vacuolar protein sorting-associated protein 41 homolog. Gene Ontology annotation, biological process: macroautophagy; endosomal vesicle fusion; cellular response to starvation. The record is from RefSeq and is a predicted model, not a curated record. Bases 87 to 2603 code for a protein of 838 amino acids. The transcript has 2 exons. NCBI's taxonomy places the organism in Eukaryota, Metazoa, Arthropoda, Insecta, Lepidoptera, Cosmopterigidae. Gene Ontology annotation, cellular component: late endosome; HOPS complex. Gene Ontology annotation, molecular function: protein binding.